AAAUAAUCCCUGAUUACGUAAUCUUAUCUAACUCAUGAAUAAAUCAACUACCUACCUAUAAUAUCUUCGCACCAAGAAAUACUUCAACUCAUCAUAUCAUAAAGCCAAAUUAGACACAAUCACCCAUAUACACAAGUAGGCAAUUCAGUCAUUCGAAACGCUUUCAAGCGAUGUUCACGUCCUUUCAAGUCGAUAUCAUGAUUUUAAACACGAUUCUCUUGCUGAUCGUUACAUUGAUCCUGUACGUUUACUUUUUUCUGAAAAAAUCGUACAAAUACUUCGAUAAACAUGCAAUUCCGUACAUCAAACCACAUUGGUUAUUUGGUAACAUGAAGGAGGUAGUGUUGAUGAAAAAGCCAACAUGGAUGGGAUAUAAAGACAUGUACGAGAAAUUAGAACCUCACAGAUUCGCCGGAGUAUAUUUCAUGUAUAAACCUUACAUCAUGAUACGAGAUCCCGAAUUGAUGAAGACGAUUUUAGUGAAAGAUUUUUCAUAUUUCAAAGACAACGAGUUUGUUUCUACCAAGCACACCGAACCGUUCGAAAAACGCCUAUUUCAUUUGUCAGGAGACGAAUGGAAAAACAUGAGAGUUAAAUUAACCGGUGCAUUUAGCAGUAUUAAAAUGAAAUUGAUGUUUCCUUUGAUGACAUCUUGUGCUGAAAAUAUUAAACCGGCGUUGAUUAAUUCAACUUCACAUAGGCCAGUUUUCGAUGUAAAAGAUAUCUGCGGAAGACUUAUGACUGAUAUGAUAGGCAGUUGUGCCUUUGGAAUAGACACUCAUUCGUUACAAAAUCCAGAAUCCGAGUUCAUAAAAAUGGGCAGAAAGAUGUUCAAAUUCAGGUGGCAAACCUUGAUGAGAAGAUUCUUUCCAAAAAACCUCCCGCCAUGGCUCGUAAGAACCCUCGGCUUGGGAUCUAUUCCUCGCGAUGUGAGUCAAUACUUCAUGAAAAUUGUCGAAGAUAUGGUCAACUACAGGGAAAAAAAUAACAUCACUCGAGGCGAUUUCCUCGAUUUACUCAUCACCUUGAGAAAUCAAAAUGAUGAAAUAACCAUUGAAGAUAUAGCUGCACAAUGUUUCACAUUCUUAGUCGCCGGCUACGAAGGCGCAGUGAAUGGAGUAGCUUUUACACUAUUUGAACUAGCUCGUCAUCCUGAAAUGCAGAAUAAACUCAGAGAUGAAAUACUACGCACCUUGGACAAUAACGGAGGCAAAUCAACUCACGAGAUGAUGAAACAAAUGCCUUAUAUGGAUAUGGUGAUUUCAGAAACUUUGAGGUUAUAUCCAUUUGGAGGAGUGCAUUCUCGUAAAUGCACUGAAAAUUACAAGAUACCCAAUUCCGGAGUCGUGAUUCAAAAAGGAGCUUUACUCGCAAUACCUUUCAAAUCGUUACAUUUAGACAGAAGGUAUUUUGAAAAACCAGAUGAAUACUACCCCGAACAUUUCACAGCUGAGGCUAAACUCAAAAGCACCCUUUUGCAUAUCUGCCCUUUAGCGAAGGUCCGAGACAUUGUAUUGCUGAACGAUUCGCGAAAAUGCAAAUCUUCGUUGGGCUGGUUUACUUAUUAAAAGACUUUCAUUUUGAGCCAUCGUCAAAAACCAACACAACGCAGCCUAUACUACCGAACUCUACUGGAGGAAUAAACGUAAAAGGUGGACUUUGGUUGAAAUGUCGAUCAACAUAAUUUACACGAGGAAUCGCUCGAACAUUUACAGUUCUCAAAAUUAUCCAGAAUUAGCCGGUCUAACGCCUAAAUAUAGGAAUCUGAACAUUCGAGUCAAGAGACGCCCGGUCGUAUAUCUUCAAAAAUGCAGCCCGUAGUUCAUUUUUUUGAGCACAAUUUGAUAAUAAAAAUUUUUCGAUUAUUUCAAAAAAUCCAACUCCUAUUACGUUUAGGUAUACAUUUCUAGCAAAUUCAUUUUCGUCUUCA
Planococcus citri (citrus mealybug) is the source of this 1930-nucleotide messenger RNA. Its product is annotated as probable cytochrome P450 6a13. Lineage: Eukaryota; Metazoa; Arthropoda; Insecta; Hemiptera; Pseudococcidae. The record is from RefSeq and is a predicted model, not a curated record. Gene Ontology annotation, molecular function: monooxygenase activity; iron ion binding; oxidoreductase activity, acting on paired donors, with incorporation or reduction of molecular oxygen. The coding region runs from base 171 to 1568 and encodes 465 amino acids. The transcript has 6 exons.